This is a messenger RNA of Drosophila virilis, 8205 nucleotides long. RefSeq names its product pneumococcal serine-rich repeat protein. Lineage: Eukaryota; Metazoa; Arthropoda; Insecta; Diptera; Drosophilidae. Gene Ontology annotation, cellular component: plasma membrane; cell-cell junction. Gene Ontology annotation, molecular function: cell adhesion molecule binding. The record is from RefSeq and is a predicted model, not a curated record. Gene Ontology annotation, biological process: cell-cell adhesion.
GCAGUUUGCAUUUGGAAUAAUGUUAAAAUGCGCAAGGCGAGGCCGCAUAUCGAAAGUGGAGCUGCAAAUCGAAGCUGUGCAUGUGCAACAUCUUGUGGCAGCCACACGCUGAGCCAUGUCCAAUGCACAACGACGACAACUUGAUGACGUCAACGCCAGCAGCCAGAACUGCCAAGUGAUUUGAAGAAAUGAGCAUGACAUGCAACAACAACAACAACAAUAACUACACGAAGAAGCGGCAACAAAAUCAAAAACAAUACAAACAAUAACGACAAAAGUAAUUUGAAUUUGGGCGAGCAACAGGAAACAAAACAAAACAAAGAGACAAAGGAAAGAAGAGACAGAGAAUUAGUGUGUGUGAGAGGGAGAGAGAGAGAGAGAGAGAGAGAGAGAGAGAGAGAGAGAGAGAGAAAGAGAGACAAAGCGAGGAAAAUAGAGGGAAAUACAACGCAAUGCAAAUUGUGUGCAUAUUUUGCUUAUAUCUGUGCGUCGCUGCGCGUGUGUGCGUGUCCUUGUGUGUGUGACUGUUUGUUGUCGGUGUGUGCGUGAGCGUGUCCGUGUAAAUAAAUGCUCUAUAAAACGGGACAGGAGGCAACAGCAUCAGCAAAAGAAAUAGCCAGACGAAACGGCAAAAAGUGCAGUUAAGCGUGGAAAUUGCAUUAAAAAUUGAAAAAAAAAAAAAUUGAAGAAAAGUGGAAAAAAGCAAAAGAAUCGUCGCAGCUAACGAGCGCUAAAAAAGAGAGUAGAAUAACGCUUACAAAAAUAGCAACUGCAGAAAGCGAGUAAAAAGUUUUGAUUGAAAAUUUUCAUUGUGCUUUCAUUUGGCUGCGCUGCAGUUGCCAACACAAAUACAACAAUCACUUACAACAACAACAAAACUUGCAACAACAAUAGCCGCGCCGCCAAUUUGUUUGCCACCGACGCGCGAUGCGGUGACUGUGUAAAUUUCUGAUUAAAAGCAAGCAAAAACAAAAAAAAAAGCAAAAAACAAAUCAAUACACAAAGUGAAAUUGCAGCAUGCCCCAAAAGCAGAACAAACGAUUGAGAGUCACAAAAAAAUAAUAUAAAAGAAAUAUUAAUAACAAUCGCUGGUACACACAGGCAGCUCUUGAAUAUUCAUUUCAUGCAAAUCUUAACGUAAGUCCACGUUUGAAUUUAUAGCUUGCAGCACCGUGCGAAAACUGUCAAUUGAAAUACAACAAAUUCAAUUAAAAUAAACCAAAAAAAAAAAAAUCGAAAAAAAACGUUAGGAAAACUGUUGAAAUUGUUAAUUGCUCUGCUCAAUUUUAAUUUUGUGAUGAACGUUGAGGCAUGCGUGCGCGUUAUUUAUUUUGUAUUACUAUUAAACGACAAGAACAAGCAUACGCCGUGUUGCACUAUUGUUAGCAACAAAUAACACAUGUAAGACAACUAAAUUAGCAGCACCCAGACAACAAAAAAAUAGAUAAAAGAAUAUUCGGCAAUCAAAUUCGGUGGCGCCACUGUGAGCUGUUACAAGCCAAAUAUAGUGUAACGGUAAACUGUGUGCCGUGCAAUAAAAGUCAAGUGCCGCACGGAAUUCAACAUUCAGAGACAGCGUGACGGAGGGGCAGCCAGUGCCAGAGAGCGCUUCGCAUUGUGCCAUUGACAAAGUAACGCAUCGCGCGAUAAGAGGCAAGAAGAAGCACCAAACAAGACGCUCGAUAAACGACAAACAAAAUGAGCAACCAGCAGAGGAACAGCAUCAAGGAAGGGAGGAAGAGCAGCGGCGGCAGCGGUAGCAUCAAAGAGCUGAUAGCGCAACUAUUGCUUCUUAUCAGCAUCACAUCAGGCUUGCCGGGAAUGGAGUGCUUUCAACGAUUCUCCGAGCAGCCCAAAUACACGGAGGUUAAUCCACGCGAGGACGCGUUGCUCACAUGCAAAGUAAUCGAUAAGCGCGGCUCGUGCUCCUGGCAAAAGGAUAACAAGCCAGUGGGCAUCUACCCGAAGAAAUACGAAUGGGCCGCACGUCCACUGAGUGGCAAUGGCGCCUUACAACUGGAUCUACAUCCGCCGCCGCCCAUGCAAAUCGGCGGUGACUGCUCCCUGUGGAUACGCUCGGCCACCCUGGACUUUGACGACGGCCUGUGGGAGUGUCAAGUGACGGCCAGUGAUUUUACCGCACAGGACGCGCUGACCAGUCAACCGGUGCGAUUGGUUGUACGUGUGGCGCCACAACGUCCACGUCUGGAGUUUGAGAGUGCACCGCUGCCGCCGGGCCACAACAUCACGGUAGACGCCGGCGCGGUGGCGACUGUGAAAUGCGCCUCACAUUAUGGUAAUCCGCCUGCAACGCUCAAAUGGUAUUUGGGCGACCAGGAAAUCUCGCCCAUACACCCGCAACUGAAUGCCACCGAACCGGACAAUACACGCACCUGGUCAGCCACCUCAGUGGUGCAGGUGUCUGCAAUGCGCGAGCGACACGGCGACAUACUGCGCUGUGUGGCGUUCCAUGAGAACUACGAAGCCAAAUCGGUGCCAGUGGAGGCCCGUCUCGAUGUCAAAUACGCGCCAACCAUUCGUCUAAUUGGCUCACCGGAAAUCGACUUGGAAGAGGAUAAGGAUGCGCUUGUUCUGCGCUGCGUGGCCGAUGCCAAUCCGCCGGCCAGCAUCGUUUGGCGACGUGCCGGACGCUCCGAGAUAGCCAGCUUGCAGGAAACGCUGCAGUUGCGUCCUGUUGGACGUCGCGACGCCGGACUGUACACCUGCCAGGCACAGAACUCGGUGGGCACCUCAGAGCAGCUGUCGGUGCAGUUGGACGUGAAAUAUCCACCGAAAAUUAUUUCAGCCGGGCCGGACCGUCUUACAACAGCGCCGCUCUUCAGUCCCGCCGCGUUCGAGUGCGUCGCCGAUGGUAAUCCCAUGCCAGCCUACAAAUGGGUCCAGAGAAUAUCGCAUGGCUCAAAGUACGUUGAGCGCGGCAAUGAGCCGCGGCUGGUCAUCGAUAAUGUCACCUACGAGUACCAGGGCGAAUACGAGUGCCGGGCCACUAGCUACAUCAAUGGGCAGGAGCGGGUUGCCAUAUCCGAUCCCGUAUCGCUGCAAGUUGUGGGUGCUCCGCAAGUGCUUCGUUUGCAUCCCUCCAUGCACACAGUAUCCGUGAAGCGCGGUGAACCGGCCAGCCUCACGAUGGUCGUCUGCGCCGAUCCGCGACCGCAACGCGUUGCCUGGGAAUGGGGUUCGCUACGUCUGGAGGCCGGUUCGGGUAUAGAUCGCUUUCGUGCUGACGAUAUGCUGACGGAUUCGCGCGAGGAUUGCUACCUCUCUACGUUGCACAUACACCACACUGAUGAACACGACUCACGACCCUACUAUCUUGUGGUGGAGAACGAGCGGGGCACCGAUCGUCAUGCCAUUCAUUUGAUUGUGGAGGGUACGUUUGCAGAACCUUUGGAGAUGAGCUACCUGCUGGGCGUGGCCGGAGGCUGUAUGGCCGCCAUUUUGAUCCUGAUAUGCCUCUGCAUCUACGCCGUCAAGAGCAAAAAAUGUUGCUUCAAGGGUUCCACGGGCUAUAAAUCAUCGGAUAAGGACAGCGAAAAGGCUGAUUUGAAAUCACGCUCGGAUAGCACAAGUGGCCCCCAAGGUGAUUCAAUUUACACAACGCCUGCCGGCUUCCAUCAUCACCAGCAACAACAGCAGCAACAACAACAGCAGCAGCAGCAACAGCAGCAACAACAGGCGGCCGCCGCGGCGGCAGCGGCAUUGCACGCAGCCUCGCAGCAUCCACAGCAACAGUAUCCGGGACAUGGAUCGCCGGAGGCAAUGAAGGUACGCAUGGCUGCAAUGAUAUUACAACCGCCCACUAGGGUCUAGCAGGCAGUUGAUAACGAAAGCAACGAGCUUCAGUAUCAACAACAGCAAGCUCAACAACAAAUACAACAACAUGAACAUGAACAUGAACAUGAACAUGAUAAUAGUAAUGCCAACACUAACACCAACACAAACAACAACAACAACAACAAUAAUAUUAAUCCCACAACGACUGCGACUGCGACUGCAACACUGACCAAUAGUAGUAACAAUAAUACAAUAGAGUUUGCCAAAGCAACGCCCGCUGGCAACAGCAGCAAUACCAGUACGCUAAAUAGUAGCAAAAACAGUAGCAGAAAUAGGGAACUCGAGAACAACAUGGACUGCGAGCUGAAGCCGCAGGCCAGCGGGAAGAUACUCAACUUAAAUGUGACCAGCGAUGAACUAGUAGAUAGUCCGAUCGUAAGGUUAGACCAUAGUUCAACAGCUGGUCAGCUGAGCGCUGAGGAGACUCAGCUGUUGCUGCAGAAGCUGAGCAUCAACAAUCCGUUCUAUCGCUUUCGCAAGCAGAGCAACUCCCUCAGGGAGCUGCGGCGCAUGCGUAAACGCGCGCGUCGCCAGCUGCGUCGCCACAGAUCCGAGGCAGACCUCAUGCCACACCCACAGCAACACCCACACAGUGAAGCCAAAGUUGUAGUUGUAUUAGACAGUAAGCAGUAUUUAACCUUAAGUAGUUCUAGGCAAGGUACGAGUAGCAUUAAGACUAGAUCCGUAAGCAGCCUGACGCCUGACAACUCCACGGUCAUCACAAAUCCGUUCAGCAUCUUUCACGAUGAUGAGAUACUCACCCUGGGCGUUAAUCCUCGUUUGCGCAGCGCUAACAGCGCCACGGCCGCCAUACGUUCAACGCGGCCGCAGCGCAGUGGUAAGGGCCUGCGCCGGCUCUUUGAUAGACAGACAACUCCCACUCCAGCCAGUCAACAAUAUCUGCAAGGUGUGCCCGUGCGCCGCUUUGAGCGGCAGGACUUCAAUCAGGAUUCAAAUCCGACGGGCAAACCAAAGCGCGCGAAGGCUAUCUUCAAACAGCUUUCGCUGCGCAAGCUGCACAAAACAGAGGAACCGUCGGUGCUGCCCAAGCUAAAGCUUAGCUAUCGUUAUCCAAAUCGCACGCAGAGCAUACAGAGCAUGCGCACCGCUGGCAGCGGCGGUUACGAUAUACAGCACACGGCCUACAGGCCACGACUGGUCUCUACGACACCAAAGUCCAACUACUUUGAGCGGCUGCAGGCAAAGACUAGGCUAGGCAUACAAAAGAUACGCGACAAGUGCCGCAACUUCAAAGCAAGCAGCAGCGACGCCAGCAGUACUGGCGGUGGCGGCAGCGAAUUUAGUGGAUUUCACACGCUCGCCAAGGAUGAGAGCUUCCGCUUCAUCAGCGAUCGGGCGCACAUCUCCAGUUACGAAUCUCGAUGCGCUGCCGCCCAUGCCGCCGGCAAACAAGCAACCAUCUACAAGAGCUACAAAUCAGAAAUAGAUCUGAGCAAGAAUCUCCACUACCUAGAACACUAUCUGGAGCAGAACUUCGAGCAGCAGCUGAGCAGCAGCAAGCAAUCCGCUCACUCUGUGGGCCGCAUCAGUGGCGCCCAGCGCCGAGGUUUGGCUACCCCACAGGGCAUAACAGAGACAGAGACGGAGACAGAGGCAGAGACCAAAACGGGCGGGGGCACGCCGCGGCGACGCCACAAGCGUAGCCAGUCGCAGGCCAACAGCCAGACAGUCGGCAGCAUCAGAUGUGGUUCCACGGCUAACUAUGAAAAUCUGGGCACACUGCCAAUUUCGGCACGUGCAGCGGAACACAACAAGGCAGCCCUUCACUCAGACUCGCUGAGCAGUUCGGACUACGCCUCCGUAUUCAGCGGGCCAACGGCUGCGAAACGGGAGACAGCACCGCAGGCUGAGAAUAAAAAUGAUAAUAGAAUGGAUGAGCAGGAUGUGAGACAGCAGCAGGAGUCUGUGCUUAAAUUACGCUACGAGCAUCCGGACAAGAUGUGUGAGUACUACUUUGAUAAUCUGACCAGCUAUGCGCUGGCGCUGGAGGAGAGCGAGGACCUGCUGCUGGCCGAAAGCGCCAAAUCAGCGCGUUUAUUUUACGACGACGAGGACGACGACGAUGAAGAGGAUGUUGAUGUUGAUGUGGAUGAUGCACUGGCCACUAACGAGCCGGAUUUUAUGGCGCGCGACAUUCGAAUUCGCGUCAAAGUCAACGAGUGCGAGGAUGCUGAUUGGUACCAACACCGACAGCAGCAACAGCGGCAGCGGCAGCAGGCAACUUCGUAUAAUGAGAAUCUUGCCGAGAGCACAUUCUAUCAAUCGCUCAAUCAGCAUUUACAGCGACAGGCAAUUGCAGUUGACGACAGGCACAAAUCGGAGACGGCCUCGGCCUCGGUGGCAUCCCUCGGUGGUGAAAGCUACUUGGCCCACUUUGAACGCAGCCGUAGCCGCAGCGAUUUCGAGCGGAUCGAGCGCAACAGCCUGCUGCGUCCAAAUGAAGACCUAGAACAGUUUUACGCCCGCGGCGAAUACUACGGAUUCGGUGGCAGUACUGGCGGUGGCGGCGUCGGCAGCUCGGAGGUCGUGUAUGCAACCAGGCAACGUCGCGCCGACCUCAUGGAGGCGCAUUACUCGCGCAGCUAUCCGACAGCUGCGCUAACAGCAACAACUCCGCUUCAGUUGAUGCCCAGCAGCGAUGCGCUGCUCGACCAAGCAGACGGCAGCGGGCUGGCCAGCUACAAGCGCAGUUGCGCACUGCGCAUUGCUGCAACGACAGCAACAGCUGCAACAACAACAUCAGCUGCAACCACAUUGUCCUCAACUAACAUCAGCGAACUUACUUCGAUGCGACCAACCAGUGAUGUCCUCUAUGCUACCAGCAGCAAGCAGCAGCAGUUUCAGUUGCACACAACCAAACCGGAGCCAGAAAUUGCAACGGACACAACAGCAGCAGUAAUGGCGCCUGCGGCUGCUGCUGGCCUGUCAGCUGGAAAUGCAAACACCAAUACGAGCGCAAAUAAUCGGUACAUGUUGGAGAAUUUGCGCAAAUAUUACGCAAAUCAGCAGCAGCAUCCGCCCGCACACUCUGUCAACUCGUCCUCGCUGUCCAACUCAUCAUCCUCGAACUCGUCCAUGUCGCAGCAGCAAAAGCUGCAUCUACCCACCGCACAGCCGCACAGCUCUAAACAGCAGCAGCAGCAGCUCCAUUUAGGGCCACCGCGUCGCAAUUCGAGCACUUCGAAUGCCUCCUCGACAGCGGAAAACUUUGACAGCUUCAUAGCGCUGCGCAAUGCCACCACUAGCACGCCCACCACAGCGGACUACAUGGCUAAACAGCAACUGCAGCCGCAACGUCGCAGCCACCAUCAGGGCGCAGCAGGCAAGGCGCCGCUAAUCUCGGCGCUAAACUAUUACGGCCAGGGUCUGCCCAGCGGCAGCGGCAGCAACAGCAACGGCGGCAGCGUUCUCACCUACAAUGGCAAAUUAUCUGCCACCGCAAUGUUGUCACAAGUAAAUUUGGCCAGAUCUUCUGCGCUGCAUCAGCAACAUACCACGACACCAGCAACAACAGCAACAACAACGCCAACAGCAUCCGCAUCUGCGUCCGCAACCGAAAGCUUCAUAUUGGAAUAUGAGUGUUAGCGCACGAUUAAAUUACUAUCGAUCCAUUGGGGGCAGCACCUCAUCCUCCGCGUCCUCCGCUCCCUCAGGGUGGCUUACCUGUCGACAGCGAAUCGGGAAUUAUUUCACCCGGCGUUUGUCCGUCCAUCUGUCCUUAUGUCCUCUGUGCCGUGGGUACAUUUUAUGCCAUGCCCUGGAUUUACGUUUGCCGAAAUUACAAUUACAAAUUGUUAACGCAACUGAUUGGAUUAACGCCACCGCGACCACACCCCACACGCCAAGCCGCCUCAUGCUGCAUCCCAAUGGACCAGCUUAAAUGCGUACAUGUGUGUAUCUGAUGCAGAGUCCCCAGGGCUAAUGCUUGGAAUAACUAAUGAGAACACCCGAUAUAUCUCUUGUAAGCACAUAGAAAGCUCAGAUUAACUGAAAUAUCUAUCCUGUGCUGUAAAUGUAAACUAUAUCUAAGGAAUCGUAAGUGUUUAUUUACUGCGGUUGAUAAAUGCAAAAGUACAUGGACUUCAUGGCAUAUACCCGUAUGUAUAGCUAGGUAUACAUUAUCGUAAACUACUGACAAUAAUACCAUUCAAUUACCGAUUACAUUCAUUAGCCAAGUUAAUAGCAUAUAUAAAAAAUGUAUUCGACAUUGAAAGAAAUGCAUAAAUCAAAUUUAUAGUUAUAUCAUCAGAAAAAACAAGCAUUAUUCUCAUACUCUUACUGCUACUACAAUAUACUUAUAUAUACCAAAUUUAUUCUAUAGAAACCGAA